AUAUUGUGCGCGCUACCAGGAGCAAGAAAUCGACAGAGGAACAGCGCGCCCCCGAGAAAAGCACGGAGUCGUUUUAGUUACUGUAUGCUUUACCCAAACGGAACACAAAUCUGAGUUAUUAUGAUGCACAUUUGCCCAUGACCAACCACGGCAUUCAGAAUAUUGAAUCAUAAGCCUACAAAGCAUUGGGAAUAUACACCUUUUUCUCGUUUUGUAAGAAGCGUUCUAUAGGGGUUCCGGUGACGGAUUGUUUUUUCUGUCAGGAAAUUGGUUGCAUUAAAAAUACAUUUUACUUUAUGACGGUGAGCAUCAGGACCUGAAUUUAUGGAAUAUCUUUCGCUCAAGUCUUCUGAACAGUUGGUGCAUGUUUAUCACUUCUAUUGCACAAAGAAAGCACAGUUUCUUCCACUUUUGUUGAGUUCUUCCACUGCUUAUCGGGCUUCGCGGAGAUGGUAAAAGUUCAGUUAUGCGCACAAUAUAUUUUCUCGAUAAAACCAUCCAAUCAUAACUUGUUAUCGAUGCAAAUGUAUUAAUUGUGUGUGGUCAACUAUGUGUUGCAUCCGUCUCCUAUAAUUUUACACCAUUAUUCCGAAAAGAAUAGCCUGCUUUCGUAGUUGAAUUUUCAUCUCCCAUCUCCACCAUGUUGUGUUGAAUUACAUUUUUUUCACCUGAUUUCUUUGUUGUAAAAAGUCUGGUGCCUGUUUGCAGUUUAUGGAUUAAUAAUAAUUAUUCUGUAUAGAGAUGGAACAAUACAGUUAGGAGAGAAAAGGGGCAUAGAACAAAAAGGAAAAAACUGCAAAUUUAGCAGGAAAAGAGGCCAUCAAAAUCACGGAAAUCGCUUCGUCCUUUUCCUUUGGUGUACUGUUACACUUUUGCAAAUGGAUUUCAUAAAGGCAACACGGUUAUUGUUACAUCUUUUGUGUUAGUUCACCCGUUCCAUGCUGACAAAAUGUCACUGGGAAAUAUUGAUUAUUGAAUUGAGAGAAUUAUGAUGGCCUAUGUUCGUUUUUUGUAUUCUAGCCUGUAAAUUGGGCUUCUGGUUCCACAAUGAAAUGCCAUCGGACGUUUUUCUUUUUUGAUAAAGUUUGGAAAUAUGGGCAAGUUGUCGAACGUUUUAAUGGUGACGGAAGGUUGACGCUUUUCUUUUUGGUCACUUUCUGAGCGCAGUCUAAUGUAACGGAUUUUGGACUAUAUUUAUGUUAAAUUAAUUUGGCAUUAGAGGAAUCCAAAUGUAUACAUACGCAUGUACAGUGACGAUCUCGAUGUGACGACAUUGUGUUUUCUAGGCCUACUGCUCAUUAGAAUUUAUAUUUACUGGCUAGUGCGUAACAAACUUUCGUGGACCAGCGCGCGCACUAGUGCCCCCGCACCUGGGGGCAACCCCACCAUGGCGCCCUCAUCCCUCUGUAUCGCGGUGUGGUUGUGCGAGUGAAUCAACAACAAAGACUGGGGAUCAAAGAUGAGGAUGAUGCUCUGGAGAUAACCGUUCAAACUGACGCUGCAGCAUCUCUCCUGAGCACCCAGUUAGAAGUUGAACCAGAACCCCCGCAAGAGGGAACGGCUCUCAUCUUCCAGACAGAGGUUAAUCAUCAGCGCAACAACACAGGAUGUUGAUGGGUGGCACUGCAGAGUGAGGAGUCUGAAGAUCUGAAGAUCUCUGAAGGUGGUUGGCUUAGACAGUGCUCACACACACAUCGCCAAAAUGAAUGAGCGUCAGGCUCUCCACUCCAUAAUGAAGGACCUAGUGGCCCUCCAGAUGACGAGGCGCCAGCCUGGGCCCUCUUAUGACACAGGGAAACCCAAGACUCUGCCCAACCCUGCCCCUGCCCCUGCUAAGAGACAGGACGAUGUCAGAAUAAAGUUUGAGUUCAGUGGAGAGAGGAGGAUACUGAUGUUUGGAAGGCCUGUGCAGUUUGAAGAAAUCCAGCAGAAGGUCAAGACUGUCUUUGGCCAACAGCUAGACUUGCACUAUAUGAACAAUGAGCUGUCCAUCCCUCUGCGUGGUCAGGACGACCUGGACAAAGCCAUUGACCUGCUGGACCGCAGCUCCAAGAUUAAGAGCAUCAAGAUCUUGCUGCUGACGCAGGAGCAGUGCAAUGCCUCCCCAUCCCCCUCUCCCUCUCCCUCUUCCCACCACACGGUGAGUAAGCAGGUGAGGAUCAAAGCCUCCCAGUCCACGGGUGAUGUCAGCACGGUGUACCAGCCCUCCGAGCCCAGGGGGCGCCAUCUCUCCACCAGCUCUCAGAACACAGGCCGUAGCUCCCCCCCUCCAGGCUAUGUCCCAGAGCGGCAGCAGAGGAUCGCCCGCCAGGGCUCCUACACCAGCAUCAACAGUGAGGGAGAAUUCAUCCCAGAGAGCGACCAGUGUGUCCUGGACCCCUGGAGCAGUGCAGAGAACUCUGUCUCAGGAAGCUGCCAGUCGCUGGACAGUAGCUCAGACAGCCCCUCCCUGAGGAAGUCACGCAUGCAUCGAGCCAAGAGCUACCCUGAUAACCGGCAGCAGGAGAACGUCUCAGACCGGGAGAACCAUGUGUAUGAUAAGGUGGUGGGGAAGGGAGGGACAUACCCCCGCAGGUACCAUGUCUCCCUGCAUCACAAGGACCAUAGUGAAGGUCGGAGAACGUUCCCGCGGAUCCGUCGCCCCCAGGGUAACCUGUUCACCCUGGUGCCCUCACGGCGCUCCCUCAACGGCAGCGAGGAGAGUCUGGGCAGCUGGCAGCUAGUGGACAAGCAGGGCAGGCUCCGCCCACAGGAGCGCCCUGUCGCCCACAAGUCCCCCAGUGCUCCAAUGACGUGGAGGCGGGGCAAGCUGCUGGGUCAGGGGGCGUUUGGGAGGGUUUACCUGUGUUACGAUGUGGACACGGGACGGGAGCUGGCCGCCAAGCAGGUGGUGUUUGACCCGGACAGUCCUGACACCAGCAAGGAGGUGAGUGCUCUGGAGUGUGAGAUCCAGUUGUUAAAGAACCUCCACCACGAACGCAUCGUCCAGUACUACGGCUCUCUGAGGGACCACAACGAAAAGACCCUCACCAUCUUCAUGGAGUACAUGCCGGGGGGUUCAGUCAAAGACCAGUUGAAGGCCUACGGGGCGCUGACGGAAAACGUGACUCGGAAGUACACACGGCAGAUCCUGGAGGGCAUGUCCUAUCUGCACAGCAACAUGAUCGUUCACCGUGACAUCAAAGGUGCCAACAUCCUGCGGGAUUCAGCGGGAAACGUGAAGCUGGGAGAUUUUGGCGCCAGCAAGAGGCUGCAGACCAUCUGCAUGUCUGGCACGGGCAUCCGCUCGGUCACUGGCACCCCCUACUGGAUGAGCCCCGAGGUGAUCAGCGGAGAGGGCUACGGCAGGAAGGCUGACGUCUGGAGCCUGGGCUGCACAGUGGUGGAGAUGCUGACAGAGAAGCCUCCCUGGGCCGAAUACGAGGCCAUGGCAGCCAUCUUUAAGAUCGCCACCCAGCCCACCAAACCCCUGCUGCCCUCACACACCUCGGACCACACCCGUGACUUCAUCCACCGCAUCUUUGUGGAGGCCAAGCACCGGCCCAGUGCUGAGGAGCUGCUCAGACACCCCUUCUCCCAGAUCCUCUGCUGAGGGGAAGAACUAGUACACUCUCUCUGUCUCAACCGCUCCUCGGGACUCAAGGCCUACAGCUGACAUCUAGACUCUAGACUUGGAAUUUGGAACUUGGUCCUUUCCAUCCUACAGCUCUCUCCCCAAACCAGACUCACCACCACACUCAUUCCUUAACCCACAAAUACACAUGAUCCAUUAUGAUGGAUAAUAGCACAGUGCCAUUAUUCCAAGCUGUUCACGACAAUUAUCAAAUUCACCUCUAACUUCCCCCACUAGGGGGAGCUAUAUGACUGAUCAGUGUUCAGCUGUCUGCUGUGGAGAACUGGACCCACCAACUCCAUACGAACUGUAUCUAUUCAGCUAUCACCUUGGUGGUCUGUGAGAGGAUCACACACACACACACACACACACACACACACACACACACACACACACACACACACACACACACACACACACACACACACACACACACACACACACACACACACACACACACACACACACACACACACAGACACUCCAAACACAUCAAAUCUAUUAUAUGUGGCUCAAGAUGGGAUUUGAUCAAGCACCGCCACCGAAUGUGCCUUUCAAAUAUGCCAAAGUGUCCCCUCCUAAGUUUACAUUCUCUAGAUGGGCUGUUAGAUGAGACCCCUGAGGUAAGGAACUGUUUAUAUGGGACUUACAGUAAGCUUGAGCAGAGCAGUGUCUGGUCUACUUAGGCCAAGACAGCAGACCCACAGCCACAGCUCAGUGCUUCAACAUGGUAACUGAUGAAACCAACAGAUGCACCACUCAGUGUUAUAGAGACGGGAUGGAUUUAAUUUUUCACUUUCUCCUCUGAUCCGUCUCUGAUAUUCUUUGUAUUUUUGAGAAAGUGCCUCUUGAUGCUCUUUUGAAGACUCACAGUCCCUGAUGGAAGCCCAUGCUGAUCUGUCCUGUCCUCACCAUACAACAUGGAACCAGUGCCAUCAGUGUUUUUGUGUUGUCAUUAUGACCUUCACAGUAGACCAUUGUGAUGACUGUGCCUUAUACUCCAACUCUCCACUGCAGCCCCUCAGUAUCACAGGGUUUUCUGAGUGUACCAAAAAUGACCGAUUUCAUUCAUGAAGGGGUUGGUUUCUAGUUUGGUUGGAGGAUAUGUUAACUACACAAUAUUACAAAUGAUAUUGUACUUUGUGAUUGAAAGAGAGAUUUUAUUUUAGUCUUAGACAAAUACAAUCCUAAUGCCUUGAUUUGAAAGUGAGUUGCCAUUAGGUUUACCAGCUUUCUAUGCGUUGAGAAGUGUAUCUAGGAAAACGCUACGCCAAACAGUGGAACUCUGCCAUUUAGGAUUCAUUUGAGUCAGAUGCACUUUUAUGUCAAAUUAAAGUUGUUGGUUAUUGUUCGCCUUACGAAAUUAACUCUUUUUUUAAAACUUUAAAUAUUCAUUUUCUUUCACUUUUAUUUAAAUCCCUAUGUUCAUCCAUUCCUGAAUUUUUAUAUUCAAAUUUAUAUGUAUAAAUAUAUUUUUUAUAUAUUGACUCUCGACAAUUUGAAAUCUAAUGAGGAUGCAUUUAGACCUAUGAGAUAAAUGUUGCCGUUCGAAAUGAUCAAUUGUUAAAGCAGCUGGUUUUGCAGAAAUUACAACAUUGGGGUUUAUUAGUGAAACACUUUGGGUGGAAAACGACCUCUGGCUAUCUUACCUAGUCUCUUCUCCAAAACAAGAAACAUAUCCACAUUCCUGGCUCCAGUAUAAUGUAUUAUGUCUAAUGGUCCAUGCUUUAUUAAAUGGCAACACUGUUCCAUUGGACCCUUCCAGUUGGACUGCCCUGUCAAACCUCUCACAGUUCCACUACUUCUUUAACAAGGCCACCGCCUAGGAUUUAAAGGCUGCUGAAGUUCCUCCAUAUUUCUCCUUGCUGGCGUGAUGUGUGAGAAAUAGAGGGGAAGUAUGUGAAAUGAGUUGUGUCUCACCAGAAUAACCUUCUCUUCGUGUCAUUCUUGCAGAGCAGAGGGGCAUAAUGUGUGCGUUUGUUAGACUGAGCUGAGCAGGGCAGGGAUGGAGGAGUUCUGAUCAGGUAGAUGCCAGAGACCGGGGUUCCACCCAACAUGACGACUUUGUUUAGCUCAGGGUUCGAGAGACCGACCGGUGCCCAAUGUCUGGGGCCCUCCACACUGAGCAAAGGGCUUUCUACAAUUACCUUUUUUAGUUUUAUUUUCCAUUUAUUUCCAUUUAUUUCAGUGUUACUGGCUCUAAAAUCCUUUCAUAAGUGAAUCAAAUGGAGAUCAUGUGGUGUUAAAGAAGGCAGCUAAGAAUCAGUUCAGUAUUAGAAAUGGUCCUGUUAUAUACAAAGAGACAAAACAAAUGUUUCUGUUAACAGAAGAACCCUGGGGUAAGCAAAUGAAACAGGAGUUAAACGUUUAGAUAUACACAUGUAUGUAAAUGUAUAAAUGAGUAUGUUUAAUGACAGGGGACUUGCAGUGCAAAGUCACUCCAGUUUAUCAAAUGUAUUUAGGUAGAAAAAGGAACAGUAUGUUAAAUGACCUUGUUUUUCUAUAUCUUUGAGUGCCUCAUUUCAAAAACAAAUAAAUGUUCUUUGUCUCUGGUCCAA
This is a messenger RNA of Oncorhynchus keta (chum salmon), 6171 nucleotides long. RefSeq names its product mitogen-activated protein kinase kinase kinase 3-like. The record is from RefSeq and is a predicted model, not a curated record. Bases 1703 to 3592 code for a protein of 629 amino acids. The transcript is spliced from 17 exons. Gene Ontology annotation, molecular function: protein binding; ATP binding; protein kinase activity. Gene Ontology annotation, biological process: protein phosphorylation. Lineage: Eukaryota; Metazoa; Chordata; Actinopteri; Salmoniformes; Salmonidae.